Molecule: messenger RNA, 3422 nt
Organism: Mauremys reevesii (Reeves's turtle)
Lineage: Eukaryota; Metazoa; Chordata; Testudines; Geoemydidae
Gene: OCA2
Product: OCA2 melanosomal transmembrane protein
Exons: 23
Coding region: 528-2894 (788 amino acids)
Biological process (GO): melanin biosynthetic process; transmembrane transport; melanocyte differentiation
Cellular component (GO): melanosome membrane
Source: RefSeq, a predicted model, not a curated record
AGUCGGUCCCAGACCUUCAUGGGGGAAGAUCUGUCUCCAGAGCAGGAGACUAGCACCUAGGACAGUGCAAUCCUGGACAGGCCCGGGGGGAGCAGAAGGGAACUCCAGCCCUGUCUCUGCCAGGCUGCAGGCUCUGAGGGGAAGGGCCUAGCCAGUGUGAGGAGUCGAAGGGGAAGUGGCCCAGGGACGUGGACAGAAGGAGAGAAGGAGGAAAGGAUGGCUGACACUAGAGGGUCCCUGGGUUGGGACCCAGAGUAGUGGGCAGGCCAGGGUCCCCCCCUUCCUUUACACCUGGCCGACAGGAGUGGCUGUCUGGGGCAGCACCAAUCCCCUGCCAAGAGGGGUGUGACUUUGGGGGUGCAGUUGCCCACAUUGGCUGGGGCACAGAGAGACAGCUGAUUUGUCCCCCUCCCCCAGAAGGGGGCGAGGAUGGACUAAGGGGCACUGCGGGAGGGCAGUGGCUCGAAGAGGACGCUGCAAGUUGGGAGCAACACAGGUCCACACGCCAACUGAGGGCGAGACAACGGAUGGGACACCACUGGGAGAGGGCGCUCCACUGGACUGAGCUAAUUCCCAGAGGCAACCAGCAGGAGGCGCUGCGGUGGUACCACUUUGGUUUGCCGAAAUUAUUCAGCGCAAGGUCAAAGGACAACUGCUUUACAGAGAAGACGCCUUUGCUGAAGGUUUCCUCUGAGGAAAAUGGGUUACGAUGUAUGGCUCUUCAUAAUCCAGAUUUUACCACAGAUGAUGAUUCAUGGGAUAACAGCUCUGCAGAAUUUGAGCAAAGGUCUCACCUGGGAAGUGAAAUGGCCAGCUUGUCUAGAUCUGAUUCCUCUGAGAAAUAUGAACUCUUGGACAACCUUCAUGUCAAGUUCAAUUUAUCAAAGAUGAGAUGCUGUUUAAGAUUCCUAAAAGUUUCAACCCUUUUUAUCUUUGUAGUGGUGUGCUCUAUUUUAUUUAGCACUUAUCCAGAUCAUGGAGCACCCUGGCAGAUGUUGGCUGUGUCACCAUUGGAAAGCUACUCUAUGAAUAUUACAGAUUUUCGUGAAUCCGCUCUGCUGAAGUUAGAGCUAGGAGGACCUUUUGCAGCAGAUGUGGUUGAUCGGCGGGCAGAGGAAUACAUAAUAGUGCAAAUUGGGCAGAUAGAAGACCCUGGAUCUAGAAGGAGACGUCAGCCCCAGGUCUUAUACAACUGGACUCUACCUUUAAACUCAAGACGAAAUGAGCAAGUUAUCACAACUAGAAUCUUUGAGAUACUUAACAGUAAUGCAAUCUCCAUAAACAUUCAAGCUUUCCUACAGGAGUCUGCAAUUGUUCCUCUCUCCAUGAAGCAUCAGUACCUUCAUGCAAAUAUAGAGACACAAGUAACAAUUGCAUCAGUCAUCUUAGCAGGCGUUUAUUUGCUUAUCAUAUUGGAGAUUGUUCACAGAACCCUAGCAGCAAUGUUGGGCUCCUUGGCAGCUUUAGCUGCAUUAGCUGUGGUUGGUGAGAGACCAAGCAUGGUCAAAGUGGUGGAGUGGAUUGAUUAUGAAACCCUGGCGCUGUUGUUUGGAAUGAUGCUUUUAGUGGCCAUAUUUUCAGAAACUGGAUUUUUUGAUUACUGUGCAGUAAAGGCUUACCAACUGUCUAGAGGCAGAGUGUGGGCCAUGAUUAUCAUUCUGUGUCUUAUUGCUGCAAUUCUUUCUGCAUUUUUGGACAACGUUACCACAAUGCUUCUCUUUACUCCAGUAACCAUAAGGUUAUGUGAGGUACUUAAUCUUGAUCCUAGACAUGUGCUGAUUGCAGAAGUUAUCUUCACAAACAUUGGAGGGGCUGCCACAGCUGUCGGGGAUCCACCAAAUGUGAUUAUUGUUUCAAAACAGGAAUUGAGGAAGGCGGGUUUGGAUUUUGCAGCAUUUACAGGACAUAUGUUUGUUGGAAUUUGUCUUGUUCUUCUGGUCUCCUUUCCUUUCCUCAGACUCCUUUACUGGAACAAAAAGCUUUACAACAAGGAGCCAAGUGAGAUUGUUGAACUGAAACACGAGAUCCAUGUUUGGAGACUGACAGCACAACGCAUCAACCCUGCCAGCAGAGAAGAAACUGCUGUGAAAUGCCUCUUAAUGCAGAAAGUUCUGACUCUGGAGAUCUUGCUGAGGAAAAAACUCAAAACGUUCCAUAGACAAAUUUCACAAGAAGAUAAAAACUGGGAAACAAAUAUUCAGGAGCUCCAAAAAAAGCACAGAAUAACAGACAAAAUACUUCUCAUCAAAUGCCUGACUGUGUUGGGAUUUGUUAUCCUGAUGUUCUUUCUCAAUUCAUUUGUUCCAGGCAUUCAUCUAGAUCUUGGGUGGAUUGCAAUGUUGGGAGCUAUUUGGCUACUAGUGUUAGCUGACAUCCAUGAUUUUGAGAUGAUACUAAACAGAGUGGAAUGGGCAACACUUCUUUUCUUUGCCGCACUGUUUGUUCUAAUGGAGGCUUUGGCUCAUCUUCAUUUAAUAGAUUAUAUAGGAGAACAGACAGCUUUGUUAAUAAAGGUGGUUCCUGAGGAUCAACGCCUAGCAGUUGCUAUCAUUUUAGUACUCUGGGUCUCUGCUCUGGCAUCCUCCCUAAUUGACAACAUUCCAUUCACAGCUACAAUGAUUCCUGUGCUUCUCAACCUGAGUCAAGAUCCUGAUGUUAACCUGCCUGUGAAACCACUAAUCUUUUCAUUGGCCAUGGGUGCGUGUCUUGGAGGUAAUGGGACAUUGAUCGGAGCAUCUGCAAAUGUGGUUUGUGCAGGAAUUGCAGAACAGCAUGGCUAUGGCUUCUCUUUCAUGGAGUUUUUCAGGUUGGGUUUCCCCAUGAUGAUUGUGUCCUGUACUAUUGGGAUGUGUUAUCUCCUUGUUGCUCAUGUCGUACUGGGUUGGAACUCUUAAUAAUUUAUACUUUCAAGACCAAAAGAAGCUUUCUGUCUCGUUCAAUCUAUACAUCAGAGCACUAAGAAGACACCAUUGAAAAGAAGAAGAAAAAACCCCACUUUAAAAAGCGACAUAUUGAUUAAAAUGAUUGGCAGUCUUAGUUUUUGUCAUUCAUAACCUUAUGCUCUGUGAACAAUUUGCAGAGCUGAGUACUGAAGUUUAAAGGAUUCAAAUUUUGUGUCAUGGUCAAUAUUAAUAAGCACAUAAAGAGAUACCAUCACAAGGGAAUAUCUUGUGUCCUGAAACUUUGUCUUGUCACAAUCCGAGUACAGUCACAGAUGGAAAAACUUCAUUCACAAUGGAAGAUGUUCAGUAGUUUCUUCCUAGGGGUUCAUUUGUCUUUGUCAAUAUAUUUAGCUAUUUGUAUUAAAGUAACUAACAUUCAGUCUGUACAAGCUGUAACAAUAGACAUAUAAGCAGACAAUCUGUACACUAUAAGGGAUGUACUGUUGUCUUUGUUCAAAAAUAAAAACAUCCCAACAAGAA